CACGGACGUUUGGGCAGCCUACAGAAGGUUAGCUACAACCAGUUGCAAAAAUGUCGAGACACUCCUACGAAAAAACGACCCUUCUUGCUUCAAAUGGCUGCUGGUCACAGGUCUAUGAGAUAUAAUACUGACCACCCUCCUUCCUCCCAGUCAAAGUUGUUCCCCCAAGUUUUGAGCAUGGUCUUGUGUUGCUAGCAUCUUUGAUAAGUGGUGGAGGGGGCAUCACAAGGACAAGAUCAUGGACAGGCCAUUUAUACCAAAAUGCGGUGCAGUGUCUCAAGUACUUUUGCAACUGGUUGUAGCUACCCUAUCAAGUAGUCGUUCAUGCACACAAUUUCUUAGACCCCCGUAUUGGUGUGCAUACACAAGAAGUAGAAUCAGCCUGGUAUCAGCUGAAGCUGGGGCAAAAAAGGCGGAAAGGCAUAAAAAGAGAAGACUAACAGUAGUGAUAUCUUGACGGGGGGAAGUGUCGUCAAUGGAGAGGAGAAAAUUAUGAUGUUAUCAUGCGAAAUUUCUAGCCCAAAUUGCCUCUUCAGUAUGAUCUUGAUACUCCAGUUUGGUAA
This is a messenger RNA of Porites lobata, 563 nucleotides long. The record is from the annotation of a GenBank genome assembly. NCBI's taxonomy places the organism in Eukaryota, Metazoa, Cnidaria, Anthozoa, Scleractinia, Poritidae.